AUGCAGUGGACGUCCCUCGCCGCUGUCGCGCUUCUUGCGCAGAGCGUCUCUGCUCAGAACAUGUUGCGCUUCGCCUGCUCCCAGCUGGUCGUCGAGCGUACCGACCCCCUCGUCAACCCGGGUGCCCUCUACACGCCUCAUCUGCACCAGAUCGUCGGCGGCAACUCGUUCAACAUCACUAUGGACCCUGCUAACCACGACCCUGCCAAGCUCUCGACCUGCACGUCUUGCCAGUUCAAGGAGGACAAGUCCAACUACUGGACUGCCGUGCUCUUCUUCAAGGCCAAGAACGGCACCUACCACCGCGUGCCCCAGGUCGGCAACGGCGGCCCUCAGGGCCACCUUAUUCAGAACGGUGGUCUCGACGUCUACUACAUCCCCCAGGGCAAGGUCACCGCCUUCAAGCCCGGUUUCCGCAUGCUGGCUGGUAACGCCGCCAACACCGACGCCAAGAAAGUCAACAGGGGCAACAUCUGCCACCGUUGCUGGCAGUCCACCAACGACAACCAGUUCACCGGCGCCCAGCCCUGCUCCGGCAGCGACUCGGUCGACGUCCCCACCGGUACCCAGUGCAAGAUGGUCAGGCAGACCAUCAUCUUCCCGGCGUGCUGGGACGGCAAGAACCUGGACAGCCCCGACCACCAGAGCCACGUGGCCUACAGCGGCGUCGGCGCCACCGGCGGCGGUGCUUGCCCGGCGUCUCACCCCGUGAAGCUGCCCCAGAUCAUGUACGAGCUCAUGUGGAACACCUCGACCUUCAUGGCCGACCGCAGCUCGUGGCCCACCGACGGCACCAACCCCUUUGUCUAUAGCAUGAACCUUGGUGGCCCUGCCGCCCACGGCGACUACGUCUUCGGAUGGGAGGGCGACACUCUCCAGAAGGCCAUGGACAACCGCUGCAACCUCAACAGGGACUGCGCCGCGGCCGGCAUUCACGCCCAGCAGCCCGCCGUCUACAACGCCUGCACCAAGCCUCAGCAAGCCCCUGAGGAGGUUGAUGGCUGGCUCAAGGCUCUUCCUAUGGGUGAGAUGGUCGUCAAAGCAUAA
Molecule: messenger RNA, 1047 nt
Organism: Thyridium curvatum
Lineage: Eukaryota; Fungi; Ascomycota; Sordariomycetes; Thyridiales; Thyridiaceae
Exons: 3
Coding region: 1-1047 (348 amino acids)
Source: RefSeq, a predicted model, not a curated record